UCCAAAAACAAAAAAGUUUUGUCCUACCGAUUACCAUUAAAUACGCAGCGACAGGCAUGGUCAAGAACUGUUGAAGAAGACCACAUCUCUGCUUCUCGCGUAACCAAAAUACCCCACGUUCGAUCUAUCAAUGGCUUCCUCUCGCGAAUCAUGCCCUUCUGUCAAAAACAUCCUCCUUUUGGACUCUGAAGGAAAGCGUGUAGCAGUCAAGUAUUACACGGAUGACUGGCCAACAAACAGUGCCAAGUUAGCAUAUGAAAAAUCUUUGUUCACAAAGACUUUGAAGUCAAAUGCCCAAAUAGAAGCGGAAAUUGCAAUGUUCGAGAGCAACAUCGUCAUCUAUAAGUUCAUUCAGGACUUGCAUUUUUUUGUGACUGGAGAUGAAAAUGAGAACGAGCUCAUCUUAGCUUCUGUUCUUCAGGGGUUCUUUGAUGCUGUUGGCAUUCUGUUGCGGAACAAUGUGGACAAAGCGGAAGCGCUUGAAAAUCUGGACCUUAUCCUUCUAUGCCUUGAUGAAAUUGUUGAUGGAGGGAUAAUACUUGAAACAGAUGCUACUGUUAUAGCAGAGAAGGUAGCAUUUCACAGUAUGGAGUCUGCCGAACUUUUGUCUGAGCAGACAAUAUCUCAAGCACUGGUUACAGCACGGGAGCAUUUGACAAGAACCCUUUUUCAGUGAAUUUCUACCAGCACACUUGGAGAUAAUGGCUCGGCAUCAUUCUCUUGAGUAAAGUUUUUGCUCUGUUUAGAUUAUAAUUAUUCUUUUAAAAUUACUCAGCAUUAUUUAUUUUUUUCAGCUAAAUUUUCAAACAGUUGAUAAUAUAGCCCAUGAAUCUCAUGUAUUUAGUCGUUAUUUUAUCUAAUAAUGAAGGAUCAUUGCGUGCAGACAUGUUAUAUCAAUAUCAAUAUCACUGCUUUUGUUUUGUC
Messenger RNA from Tripterygium wilfordii, 924 nucleotides. RefSeq names its product coatomer subunit zeta-1-like. Gene Ontology annotation, cellular component: COPI vesicle coat. Lineage: Eukaryota; Viridiplantae; Streptophyta; Magnoliopsida; Celastrales; Celastraceae. The record is from RefSeq and is a predicted model, not a curated record. Gene Ontology annotation, biological process: intracellular protein transport; intra-Golgi vesicle-mediated transport; retrograde vesicle-mediated transport, Golgi to endoplasmic reticulum. The transcript is spliced from 6 exons. Bases 131 to 676 code for a protein of 181 amino acids.